Penicillium odoratum is the source of this 1662-nucleotide messenger RNA. RefSeq lists its product as uncharacterized. Gene Ontology annotation, cellular component: membrane. Gene Ontology annotation, molecular function: amino acid transmembrane transporter activity. The coding region runs from base 1 to 1662 and encodes 553 amino acids. The record is from RefSeq and is a predicted model, not a curated record. NCBI's taxonomy places the organism in Eukaryota, Fungi, Ascomycota, Eurotiomycetes, Eurotiales, Aspergillaceae. Gene Ontology annotation, biological process: amino acid transmembrane transport. The transcript has 4 exons.
AUGGCCGGACUUGAGGAUCCAGUAAUGAAGGGGAAUCAAUAUGUCGUACACGAUGUUGAAGACCAAACUCAAGCACGAUAUGAUGCUGGAGAAGUCAUACCCGACGAUGGAUUAAUUGUGACCCAGCAUGAACGAUUGGGUCUUAUGCGGGGGUUGUCACAACGACAUGUUCAAAUGAUUGCUAUUGCGGGGGCCAUUGGUACCGGACUGUUCCUCGGCCUCGGUAGUUCGAUUGCUACCGGUGGUCCACUGGGAGCUCUACUAGGGUACGCUUUUGUCGGGCUGGUGGUUUGCGCCAUCCAAUUCGCCCUCGGUGAGGUGUCUGCCUUACUCCCAGUGACAGGUUCUUUUGUUCGUCAUGCUGAAGUUCUCGUCGAUCCUGCCUUGGCCUUUGCAAUCGGCUGGAACGUUGUAUAUGGAUGUUUUAUCAGCGUACCAAGCGAGAUCUCCGCCAGCGUGGUGUUAAUUCAAUAUUGGACUGACAUCAACGCUGCCGUGUGGGUGACCAUCCUCAUCGUUGUUUCGGUUGCCGUUGCUGUUUCCUUUAUUGGUGUUUACGGUGAAAUCGAGUUUAUCUUCGCAAUUCUCAAAAUCUUGCUAGUCAUCUUCGUCGUCAUCUUGGGUCUGGUCAUCGAUCUCGGCGGCAUACCUGGAAAGCCGCGAUUGGGCUUUCAUUACUGGAAAGACCCUGGCCCCUUUGUUGAGUAUAUCGCUUCCGGGUCCUUGGGUCGCUUUCUGGGCUUCUGGGCAGUGAUGACCAAUGCCGUUUACUCUUUCGCUGGCGUGGAGUCAUUGGCCAUGGCGGCUGCGGAAACACGAAACCCGCGCCAGAACAUUCCCAAGGCCUGUAAGCGGGUAUUUGCUCGGGUCACCAUAUUCUACCUCGCUGCGGUCUUAAUUGUGGGCAUGUUGGUGCCCAGCACGGAUCCUCGUCUGAGCGACGACUCAGGAACAGCUGCACAGAGCCCCUUCGUUCUUGCCGCCAGUGAUGCGGGCAUCAAGGCCAUCCCAUCGAUUGUGAAUGCUGUAUGCCUGACAUCGGCAUGGUCUUCGUCCAACCAAAGCAUUCUGGCGGGUACCCGAACCUUGUACGGUCUUGCAAUCAAAGGCCACGCACCAAAGAUAUUCCUGAAGACCAAUAAAUGGGGUGUGCCAUAUAUGUGUGUUGCAAUGCAAGUUGCUUUCUCCUUCUUGGCCUACAUGUGUGUCUCCAACAGCGCAACCACAGUCUUUUAUUGGUUCGUGGAUUUGACAGCCGCUGGUACUUUGGUCUCGUGGAUCACUAUUGCCUUGAACCAUAUUCGCUUGCUUCAGGCAUUCAAGAAACAGGGAAUCUCCCCUCAUACUUUGCCUUGGCAUAAUGAUAUCACUAGGUAUACUAGCUGGUUCGCCUUGGUUGCCUGCAGUAUCAUCUUAUUGACAGGAGGGUUCACAGUUUUCACGACUGGAAGCUGGGAUCCUGCUACCUUUGUAUCGUCCUAUCUAGAUAUACCCCUCGUCUUGUUUGCCUACGGAGGCUAUAAGUUAAUUCGCAAGACGGAGAUAGUCCCUCUGCAAAUGGUUCCUCUCCGUCAAGCACUGGACGAAGCUGAGAAUGACCCAGAGAAUGUGCCAAUCAAAAAAGAGAGCAUCUGGGCGAAGAUCAAUAUUCUAUGGGGCUAA